AUGAGGUGUUAGUGUAAUUAAAAUGAAGAUUUGUAUCGGGUAUUAGCUUCCUUUUAAAAUGUGGAUGAAUCAUCCUUCCAAGCCUUAAUAUAAAUUUUGAAAAGAGAGAAGAUUUAAGACUGUGUAGAGUUUCUCUCAUUCGAUAAAAUUCAAUAUUUAUAUGAAUAAGACAUUUAAUGUUUAGAAAAAAUAUCACUAAAUGAAAAGGAAAUGAAAUAUAAAGUUGGAAAAAAUGACAUGUACAAAAUCACAGAUGGUCUUAAAAAAUUGAAAGAUCAUGAUUUCAAUAAGCAAAAUUACUCAUUAGUAGAAUAUGAAGAAAGGAAAUAAGAACUUAUCACAAAAAUAUCAAAUGAUAAGAUUAUCGUUGAAUUAUUAAAGUUUUUAGUUCAUCUUACUGCGUUAGAUGAAAGAUACAUUUAGUGUGGAUCAAAUUCUCUUCAUUUAUUAGUUGAAAUGAAGGUUUAUUUGAGGGAAUAAUCUUUUGAGAAUAUUAGAAUUAGAAAUACUUCAAUAUAAGGAGCAAAUUUAGUCAGAUGUAACUUAAGUGGAUCUGAAUUUAACAAUGUUAUUAUUAGUGGAGUUAACUUAAAUCGCACAAAAUUAUUCAAUUGUAGGUGGACAAAUUUAGGUAUAAAUGAGGGAAUCAAGUUGCAUGGUAAUUGCGGGCGCGUCAAAUAAGUUUGCUUUUCUCCAGAUGGUAAGUUAAUAGCAUGUUGCAAUUAUGAUAAAUCAAUUCGAUUGUGGAAUUUUAAAACAGGAAAAAUACAGUCAGUAUUACAAGGAAAAAGUGAGGCUUUUUCAGUCUGCUUCUUUUCAAAUAGUAUAACCUUAGCUUCUUCCAAUCGAUUAUUUGUAUAUAUAUGGAAUCUUAAAACAGGGAAAUGUCUGUAAAAAUUAAAUUGUAGCAUUAAUUUGGCUAAUUCAGUCUGUUUCUCUUCUGAUGGUACUAGAUUAGCGUUUGGUACCAUUAAUAAUUCUAUCUUUUUAUGGGAUAUUAAGACAGGAUAAUAAAAAGCAGAAUUAUAUGCUCAUACUCGUUAAGUCACUUUACUCUGUUUUUCUCCGAGUGGUACCACAUUAGCAACUUGUAUUCAUGGCUUUAUCAAUUUGUGGGAUGUUAACACAGGAAAAUAAACAGCGAGAUUAGAUGAAUAUUGUCAUGAUGUCAAAACUGGCUGUUUCUCUCCAGAUGGUCAAACAUUAGCAUCUAGUAGUAAAGAUAAUUCAAUCCGGUUCUGGGAUGUUAAUACAGGAUAAUAAAAGGGAAAAUUAAAUGGUCAUACUCAAGNUAAUUAAAAUGAAGAUUUGUAUCGGGUAUUAGCUUCCUUUUAAAAUGUGGAUGAAUCAUCCUUCCAAGCCUUAAUAUAAAUUUUGAAAAGAGAGAAGAUUUAAGACUGUGUAGAGUUUCUCUCAUUCGAUAAAAUUCAAUAUUUAUAUGAAUAAGACAUUUAAUGUUUAGAAAAAAUAUCACUAAAUGAAAAGGAAAUGAAAUAUAAAGUUGGAAAAAAUGACAUGUACAAAAUCACAGAUGGUCUUAAAAAAUUGAAAGAUCAUGAUUUCAAUAAGCAAAAUUACUCAUUAGUAGAAUAUGAAGAAAGGAAAUAAGAACUUAUCACAAAAAUAUCAAAUGAUAAGAUUAUCGUUGAAUUAUUAAAGUUUUUAGUUCAUCUUACUGCGUUAGAUGAAAGAUACAUUUAGUGUGGAUCAAAUUCUCUUCAUUUAUUAGUUGAAAUGAAGGUUUAUUUGAGGGAAUAAUCUUUUGAGAAUAUUAGAAUUAGAAAUACUUCAAUAUAAGGAGCAAAUUUAGUCAGAUGUAACUUAAGUGGAUCUGAAUUUAACAAUGUUAUUAUUAGUGGAGUUAACUUAAAUCGCACAAAAUUAUUCAAUUGUAGGUGGACAAAUUUAGGUAUAAAUGAGGGAAUCAAGUUGCAUGGUAAUUGCGGGCGCGUCAAAUAAGUUUGCUUUUCUCCAGAUGGUAAGUUAAUAGCAUGUUGCAAUUAUGAUAAAUCAAUUCGAUUGUGGAAUUUUAAAACAGGAAAAAUACAGUCAGUAUUACAAGGAAAAAGUGAGGCUUUUUCAGUCUGCUUCUUUUCAAAUAGUAUAACCUUAGCUUCUUCCAAUCGAUUAUUUGUAUAUAUAUGGAAUCUUAAAACAGGGAAAUGUCUGUAAAAAUUAAAUUGUAGCAUUAAUUUGGCUAAUUCAGUCUGUUUCUCUUCUGAUGGUACUAGAUUAGCGUUUGGUACCAUUAAUAAUUCUAUCUUUUUAUGGGAUAUUAAGACAGGAUAAUAAAAAGCAGAAUUAUAUGCUCAUACUCGUUAAGUCACUUUACUCUGUUUUUCUCCGAGUGGUACCACAUUAGCAACUUGUAUUCAUGGCUUUAUCAAUUUGUGGGAUGUUAACACAGGAAAAUAAACAGCGAGAUUAGAUGAAUAUUGUCAUGAUGUCAAAACUGGCUGUUUCUCUCCAGAUGGUCAAACAUUAGCAUCUAGUAGUAAAGAUAAUUCAAUCCGGUUCUGGGAUGUUAAUACAGGAUAAUAAAAGGGAAAAUUAAAUGGUCAUACUCAAGAAGUUCGAUCAGUCUGUUUUUCCCCUGAUGGUACGACAUUAGCAUCUGGUAGUUAUGAUCAGACUAUUCUUUUAUGGGAUGUUAAGACAGGAAAAUAAAAAGCCAAAUUAUAUGGUCAUACGAAUUACAUUAAUUCAGUCUGUUUCUCUCCUGAUGGUACUACUUUAGCAUCUGGUAGUUAUGAUCAAUCUAUCCUUUUAUGGGAUAUUAAGACGGUAUCACAUUAAGCCAAAUAAGAUGGUCAUACUGGUUCUGUCAUGUAGGUCUGUUUCUCCCCUGAUGGUACCACAUUAGCAUCUUGUAGUAAAGAUAAGUCUAUUAGAAUAUGGGAUAUUAAAACAGGACAAGAAAAAGCCAAAUUAGUUAGUGAUACAGAUAGUAUUAAUUCAGUCUUUUUCUCGCCUGAUGGUACUAAAUUAGCAUCUGGAUGUAAAGAUAGCUCUAUCAGUAUAUGGGAUGUUAAAACGGGUCUAUAAAAAGCCAAACUACACGGUCACACAGAUAGUGUUAAUUCAAUCUGUUUCUCUCCUGAUGGAAAUACACUAGCAUCUGGUAGUGAUGAUAGGGCUAUAUUAUUAUGGGAUGUUAAGGUAGGAUUAUAAAAAGCCAUAUUAGAGGGUCAUUAAUAUUAGGUUUAUACAGUUUGUUUCUCUCCUGAUGGUACUACAAUAGCAUCUGGUAGUUAUGAUAAGUCUAUCCGAUUAUGGGAUGUUAAGACAGGGUCAUAAAAAGCCAAAUUAGACGGUCAUUAAUAUUUGGUUCAAUCAGUCUGUUUCUCUCCUGAUGGUACAACAUUGGCAUCUGGUAGUUUUGACAAUUCUGUCUGUUUAUGGGAUGUUAAAACAAUACAAUAAUAAUCCAAAUUAAUUGGUCAUACAAGUUAUGUUUAUUCAGUCUGCUUCUCUCCUGAUAAUACUUUAUUAGCAUCUGGUAGUUAUGAUUAUUCUAUUUGUUUAUGGGAUGUUAAAACAAGAUAAUAAUAAGCCAAAUUAAAUGGGCAUACAAGUUAUAUUUAUUCAGUCUGCUUCUCUCCUGAUAGUACUAUAUUAGCAUCUGGUAGUGUAGAUAAGUCCAUUCUCUUAUGGGAUAUAGAAACAGGAAAAGAUAUCUUUACUUCAAAUAAUAGUUAAGAUAUACUCCCACAAUUUUAACAUCCAAUUUUUAAAAAUAAUGUUCCUCAAGAAAUUAGUAUUUAUCUUCACUAAUUUUUAGCUACCUCUAAUAUUAUUACUAAUCUUAGAAUUACCAAUAAUCCCAAGUUAGUAGCCUAAAGAGCUUGUAUUCUGAAUGGAGAAUUUCUAAAUUAUAAAGGAGUAGAUUUACUAUAAUUAUUCAAAUCUAAAGGAAGUUUCACUUUACAAAGCAAAAUUGGAGCAUAAUAACAAUAAAAUUGA
Paramecium octaurelia is the source of this 3963-nucleotide messenger RNA. The record is from the annotation of a GenBank genome assembly. Lineage: Eukaryota; Ciliophora; Oligohymenophorea; Peniculida; Parameciidae.